Messenger RNA from Eimeria necatrix, 603 nucleotides. RefSeq lists its product as hypothetical. The coding region runs from base 1 to 603 and encodes 200 amino acids. The record is from RefSeq and is a predicted model, not a curated record. NCBI's taxonomy places the organism in Eukaryota, Apicomplexa, Conoidasida, Eucoccidiorida, Eimeriidae. The transcript is spliced from 2 exons.
AUGCAAAUGGCCCGGCGUUUCUUUCUGCGGAAGCACAGCGGCCUUCGUCCCGUCUACGACUUCAUGAGGCGCAGAGGCCACAGGGAGAUUUACAUGCGCGAUAUGCUGCGCCUAAACGCUGCUACGAACGACUUGAACACCCUCAUUUCAGGAAGGCCUGCAGCAGUAUCCCCCAAACAGGGAGGGAUGCCUGCAGCCCCGGCCUCGUCUGUGGGGGUCCCCACAGCCCAUGCGUUGGCGGUUGCUGUGGGGGGCUCCGAGAAGGAGACGCAGAAACUGACAGCAGAACGAACAGCCAUCAUUAGGGGCAUCAGGUCUGGCUUCGCUGCUUUGUGGGAAGCCCUCCAGCCUGACCCUGAGCUACGAGACAAGGGCACAGAAGAAGCGACUAAGGUGUUUCCCGAUGACCUUCCCUUCUCCCCAGCCCUGAAGGGGUCCCCAUUGCCAGCUCCUCCUGUUUAUACAGCGGAGGAGGCUUCAGCUCUAUUAUCCCCCGCCGAGCUGGCGGAGUACUUCCUAGAAUCGGCGAAGGCGGUGCAAGACCAAAGCAGCCCCGCCCGCAGCAACCAGACAGAGACGAAGCCUGACGAAAACCCUCCUUAA